This is a messenger RNA of Pongo pygmaeus (Bornean orangutan), 5862 nucleotides long. It is a transcript of the gene PCDHGC4, whose product is annotated as protocadherin gamma subfamily C, 4. The record is from RefSeq and is a predicted model, not a curated record. NCBI's taxonomy places the organism in Eukaryota, Metazoa, Chordata, Mammalia, Primates, Hominidae. Gene Ontology annotation, biological process: homophilic cell-cell adhesion. Bases 3247 to 5862 code for a protein of 871 amino acids. Gene Ontology annotation, cellular component: plasma membrane. Gene Ontology annotation, molecular function: calcium ion binding. The transcript has a single exon.
AAAAAAAUCAACCAGGUGUGGUGGCAGGUGCCUGUAAUCCCAGCUACUUGGGAGGUUGAAGCAGGAGAAUCGCUUUAACUCAGGAAGCAGAGGUUGCAGUGAGCCAAGAUCAUGCUGUUGCAUUCCAGCCUAGGCAACAAGAGUAAAACUCACUCCAUCUCAAAAAAAAAAAAAAAAAAAAAAAAAUCUAGAGUUGGGAGAAUCAUAUGGCUGGCAUAAAAAGGUCAAGUCAAAGAUAUGUAAGAUUAAGGCUUUAUGCUCUAGUUCUAGUAAAACAGACUGGGUACUUGUUUUGGUGUGAAAUUGCCAAUGUAAGUAUAGUACUGUACAUACUAGUUGUUUAGCUUUAGAUAAGUCUUUUAAUCUCUUUAAACUCCAGUUUCCUCAUCUAUAAAAUAAAGAGAAUAUCUGCUUUGCAAACUUGUUGUGAGAGUGAAAAGUAAUGCAUAUAAAGUCCCUGUAUGGAGCAAGUACUCAAUAACUAUUUGUUGAACUAAAAAUAAUAAUACUGACAUUCACCAUGUCUUAGCAUCCCUAUGUGCCAGACACUGUAAACAAUUAAAAGUUAUCAUUCUGGUACCCAGAAUACAGUAUGAGACAGAUAUGCAAAAAAAAAAAAAAAAAAAAGAUAAUAGAGUUCUGCAUAGCAUAAGAUGCAGUGGGACAAAAUGGGAAAAAACACCUAAAUCAGCUUGGGGAAACCAGGAAGAAGUGAUAGAGGUGGUGAUGCUUGAGCUAUGAACUAAAGGUUGAGUAGUAGUUUGUCAGACAGUAAAGGGGAAAGGACAGGGCAGGGAGGGGCCAUUGCAAGAAAUUCCAUGCAGAGGGAUUAUGGUAUUUCAUUAUCACUGAACCUUAAACUGUGUGUGUGGCCAGGUACGGUGGCUCAUGCCUGUAAUCCUAGCACUUUGGGAGGCAAGGUGGGCAGAUCACUUGAGGUCAGGAGUUUGAAACCAGCCUGGCCAACAUGGUGAAACCUCAUCUCUAUUAAAAAUACAAAAAAUUAGCCAGGCGUGGUUGUGGGUGCCUGUAAUUCCAGCUACUUGAGAGGCGGAGGCAGGAGAAUUGCUUGAACCCGGGAGGCAGAGGUUGCGGUGAGCUGGUAUCAGGCCACUGCACUCCAGCAUGGGCAACAGAGAGAGACUCCAUCUCAAAAAAAAAGUGUGUGUGUAAAACAGACAGUCUUUGUAGGAGAUGAGGUGAAGCAAGUAGGCCGGAGUUAGAUCCUGAGGUGAAGCAAGUAGGCCAUGCCAAGGAGUUUUUAUUUUAUUCCAUAUAGAUGAGAGGAGAGUCACUGCAGAAAUUUGAACUGAUAUGCAUAUGAUAUCAUGAGGUUUUUUUGUUUUAGAAAGAUUAUUCUGUCAGUCAUAAGUGAAGGGACUGGGGACAUUGGGACUGGAGGCAAAGAGAUCUUAUCUCUUUGCAAUAGUUUGAAAGCUAUUGCAAUAUUUGAAGAGAAGAUUGAUAAAUGCUUGAACCAGCACAGUGGCAGUACAGAUGGAGGGAGCUGACUACAAUAAAAUCAUCAGGACUUGUUGAUUGACAUGAUAUAGGAAGUGAAGGACAGGGAUGAGUCAAGGUUGAUCCCCCUAGAUUCUGACUAAGGCAGCUGGGGGGAUGACAGUGCCAUUCACAGAGACAGUGAAUUCUGGCAUAAACACCUAAUAGGUCAGGCUGGUUUACACCUCCAUCAUUCCCAUGGGAGAAGGUAUAGAGGGAUGUGUGUUUGUGUGUGUGUGUGUGUGUGUGUGUGUAAAAGAACACAGAAAGCCAGAUUCCUCUUUUUGACACCAGAAUAUUGGUUCCCACCAUAGUCAAAAGGAUAUUCCUGAGGAUCGAGGCUUGGAAAAAUAUUGGGGAAGGAUAAGAACUCCAGUUGUUGCUGCUUUUUUUGGCAGCCAGUGUAACCUAGGUAAGGACUUGGUUGAAUUAAGAAAUUUCGUGUCCAGAUCAGGAUGGAUUUUUCUCUUUCUCUGUGCUCUGGUGUGUUUCCCACUCAGAUUGCAGGUUGUAUGUACCUACAGUGUGAAUUGUGCUGUUUCUGUGCUUGCGCAAGGGAGUAGCUAGGUUGCUGGGAGGUCUGGAUGAGGGUGGGGGUGGGGUGAGAUCAAGUCUCCAGCUCCAAGUGGUCCCCUGGGGCUAAGUGAAAAGCUUGCUCUUUUGAAAUGGUCUUCGUUGGUAAUUAACAACAGAUCAAGAAUACCUUGGUGUCAAAUAAAGGGAAUUUGUAGGCACAAUGCUGUUGGUUCAUAGCUCAAUCAUUCAAGGAAGCUAUUAAAUCUGUGAAUAUUAGCAUUCUGCCAGGUAAAGAGAUCUGGUUCUUAGCACCUCCCAGACACACUGAUUCUUUACUGUUUUGAAACAUCUCCCUCUCCUGGCUUCCUCCACCCUGCUUCCAUACUGUCCUUGAAAGCAAUAAAUGGUAAUUUAGUGUAUCUAGUGUAUCACUAGCAAAUGUCUGAAUAAGAGAGGUUUGGUUUCCGCUGUGCCUCCUGUUACAAUGAGAACAUGUAUUGCAUAAAUUUAAUUGGCUACAUUAAUGUGUAAGCCUUUUCUGCAAAGAGAUGGAUCCGUUUCUGAAUAUUCUAAGGGCAGAGUUUUGAGUAUAUGGCAGUGGUUCUAAUUAGCAGUUGCUCUAAUACAAUCAGACUGAGACGGAAGCUACUCAUUUAGAAUACUGGUUGAUGACAACACUGGCUUGAACAAAGUGACCACUCUCCAAUGGCUACUCUCCCUCUCAGUGGGCCGCAGGUUGCUAGGGCUCAGGCUGUGGCUGUUUUCCCCGCCGAAAAGGGGCGGGGUCAGUCGGUGUGUUAGAAAAAAAAACAAAACCAUAUAUGUUGUCUGCCUCCCCACAGAGGUAACAACCUUUGGAAAAACAUGCCGUUGAGCGGGAGGAAGGUGAAAAGAUAGGCUGGGUUUUUGCGGGGUGGGGGAGCGUGGAAGAUAGGGUGGGCUUUUUCCCCUCCAGUGCUGCGACGCAUUAACCCUGCUGCUGUUGGGACGUUCUCUGCUCAGCCUAUUGGCUGAGCCGGGGAGCCGCUGUCUGCCAAUCGGGUGGUGAAAGGCAGACAAAUCUACCCCGCCACCAGCAAAAACGGCGCGUAACCCUUGCGGCGCCGGCCGAACCGCGCCAGAGCUGGCGCGGGGAAAGGGAGAUAGGUGUCUCCAGCUGCUGUGGCUGUUUGGGGCGGGUCGGCUUCAUCCGCGUCUCAGGAGCAAGUAGAGAAUUAGCGGGCGGCAGCAAUGCUCCUCAAGGUGAGAAGCUGGACAGAAAUCUGGCGGUGGGCUACCCCUUUGUUCCUCUUUUACCACCUGGGUUACGUUUGUGGGCAGAUCCGCUACCCGGUCCCAGAGGAGUCACAGGAAGGGACUUUUGUAGGGAAUGUCGCCCAAGAUUUCCUGCUGGAUACGGACAGUCUGUCAGCUCGCAGGCUGCAGGUCGCUGGAGAGGUGAACCAAAGACACUUCCGUGUGGAUUUGGACAGCGGAGCCCUGCUCAUCAAGAACCCAAUCGACCGAGAGGCACUGUGUGGGCUCAGUGCCAGCUGCAUCGUGCCCCUGGAGUUUGUCACCGAAGGUCCUUUGGAAAUGUACCGAGCAGAGGUAGAGAUCGUAGAUGUGAAUGAUCACGCCCCCCGUUUUCCGCGGCAGCAGCUGGACUUGGAAAUUGGGGAGGCAGCUCCUCCAGGACAGCGUUUCCCGUUGGAAAAGGCUCAGGAUGCAGAUGUGGGGAGCAAUUCGAUUAGCAGCUAUAGGCUGAGCUCCAAUGAACACUUUGCACUGGAUGUGAAGAAGCGCAGCGACGGCAGCCUGGUCCCAGAGCUGCUCCUGGAGAAGCCUUUGGAUCGAGAGAAGCAAUCGGACUACCGCCUGGUGCUGACUGCUGUCGAUGGAGGGAACCCGCCGAGAUCUGGCACCGCAGAGCUCCGGGUAUCCGUGCUGGACGUAAACGACAACGCCCCAGCCUUCCAGCAAUCCAGCUACAGGAUUAGUGUGUUGGAGAGCGCACCAGCGGGCAUGGUGCUCAUCCAGCUCAAUGCCUCAGACCCGGACCUGGGUCCCAGUGGUAACGUCACCUUUUAUUUCAGUGGUCAUACCCCUGAUCGUGUAAGAAACCUCUUUAGCCUGCACCCCACUACUGGAAAGCUUACUCUUUUGGGGCCCCUAGACUUUGAGAGUGAGAAUUACUAUGAAUUUGAUGUGCGGGCUCGCGAUGGGGGUUCUCCAGCCAUGGAGCAACAUUGCAGCCUUCGAGUGGAUCUGCUGGACGUAAAUGACAAUGCGCCUUACAUCACGGUGACCUCAGAGCUUGGAACCCUCCCCGAGAGUGCAGAACCUGGCACUGUGGUGGCACUUAUCAGUGUGCAGGAUCCGGACUCAGGGUCAAACGGAGAUGUGAGCCUCCGCAUUCCCGACCACUUGCCAUUUGCCCUCAAGUCUGCCUUCAGGAACCAGUUCUCCCUGGUGACUGCUGGACCCUUGGAUCGAGAGGCCAAAUCUAGCUAUGACAUCAUGGUCACUGCUUCUGAUGCUGGGAACCCUCCUCUCAGUACCCACAGAACUAUUUUCCUCAAUAUUUCAGAUGUGAAUGAUAAUCCACCCUCUUUCUUUCAGAGGUCACAUGAGGUGUUUGUUCCUGAGAACAAUCGCCCAGGGGACCUGCUUUGCUCCCUUGCAGCCUCUGACCCAGACUCUGGCUUGAAUGCACUUAUCUCCUACUCGCUCUUGGAGCCCAGGAAUCGAGAUGUAUCAGCUUCCUCCUUCAUCUCUCUGAACCCCCAGACAGGAGCUGUUCAUGCUACUCGAUCCUUUGACUAUGAGCAAACCCAGACACUGCAGUUUGAGGUGCAGGCCCGGGAUCGGGGCAACCCACCCCUUAGCAGCACUGUGACAGUUCGUCUAUUUGUGUUGGACCUCAAUGACAAUGCCCCAGCUGUGCUCCGUCCUCGGGCCCGGCCUGGUUCCUUAUGUCCCCAAGCACUGCCUCCAUCAGUUGGUGCUGGCCACCUAAUCACAAAGGUGACUGCUGUGGACUUGGAUUCAGGUUACAAUGCUUGGGUUUCCUAUCAGCUCCUGGAGGCCCCAGAUCCCAGCCUGUUUGCAGUCUCUCGAUAUGCUGGGGAGGUGCGGACGGCUGUUCCCAUCCCAGCUGACCUCCCACCACAGAAGCUGGUCAUUGUGGUAAAGGAUAGUGGUAGUCCACCACUCUCUACCUCUGUUACUCUCUUAGUGUCCUUAGAGGAAGAUACUCAUCCAGUUGUCCCAGAUCUUCGAGAAUCUUCAGCUCCAAGGGAAGGAGAAUCUCGUCUAACCCUCUACUUGGCUGUGUCCCUAGUGGCAAUUUGCUUUGUCUCCUUUGGCUCAUUCGUGGCACUACUCUCUAAGUGUCUUCGUGGGGCAGCCUGCGGAGUGACCUGCUUUCCUGCUGGCACCUGUGCCUGUCUCACCAGAUCUCGAAGGAGGGAGGGGCUUCCCCCUUCCAAUGGGAUCCUCCGAAUCCAGCUAGGGUCAGAUGACCCUAUCAAGUUUGUUGAUGUGGGAGGCCACUCUCACGGCUGUACACCCUUGGCUUCUGCACCCACUCGGAGUGAUAGCUUCAUGAUGGUGAAGUCACCCAGUGCACCUAUGGCAGGGGAGCCUGUUCGCCCAAGCUGCCCACCCUCUGAUCUUCUGUAUGGGCUAGAGGUGAGACCUUUGCAGGCUCAGCCAAUGCUUGAGGGUUAUUCUGAUCCAGGCAUAUGGCUAGGCCAUGUCCUAGAGAGUACUGGCCUCUCAGUAAGAGCCCAUAGUGAUGUCACCAUUUUUGUAAGAGGUAACUAUGUGGUAGACGCUGUGCUUUGUAACUAUUUUAUGAAUUAA